Messenger RNA from Aphanomyces invadans, 372 nucleotides. RefSeq lists its product as hypothetical. The transcript has a single exon. NCBI's taxonomy places the organism in Eukaryota, Oomycota, Saprolegniomycetes, Saprolegniales, Verrucalvaceae. The record is from RefSeq and is a predicted model, not a curated record. The coding region runs from base 1 to 372 and encodes 123 amino acids.
AUGCAUUAUGAGCGAGCUGGAGACCAGUUUGGUGCCUGGGUUGUUGCUGGGUUGCCACUGAACCAAGCCAACAUUGCAGUCCUGCCACCCCAUUUUAUCGACAACAACAGUGACGUGGUCGCCGCCGCGCUUGUCGUCACUUUCCCAGUGUUUGCCAAGGUCGCAUCAAUGCGUGGCACCCUGGCUCAUGGACUGGCUUCUCUCGUGCACCACUUCGCCUAUGUAGUAGACAACCUACCUGCCAAAUACAUCAUCUUUGGCACGCCCAUCUUUCGCCAUCCACUCAUGCUUGAAGCGCUGAAAGUCCAGCUCGCAGGAACAACCCCACGACUCCAAUCUUCCGGCACCCCACCGUACAUUGAAGUCUACUAA